This is a messenger RNA of Limulus polyphemus (Atlantic horseshoe crab), 975 nucleotides long. Its product is annotated as probable tRNA pseudouridine synthase 2. The transcript is spliced from 2 exons. Gene Ontology annotation, biological process: pseudouridine synthesis. Gene Ontology annotation, molecular function: RNA binding; pseudouridine synthase activity. Bases 22 to 741 code for a protein of 239 amino acids. The record is from RefSeq and is a predicted model, not a curated record. NCBI's taxonomy places the organism in Eukaryota, Metazoa, Arthropoda, Merostomata, Xiphosura, Limulidae.
GGAGUAAGUUUUAGAUUAUAUAUGUUUAAAGACAUAUUUAUUGAAUCAAACCCUAUAAAUAACUGUGUUCUCAGAUAUACAGGAGUAAGUUUUAGAUUAUAUAUGUUUAAAGACAUAUUUAUUGAACCAAACCCUGUAAAUAACUGUGUUCUCAGAUAUACAGGAGUAAGUUUUAGAUUAUAUAUGUUUAAAGACAUAUUUAUUGAACCAAACCCUGUAAAUAACUGUGUUCUCAGAUAUACAGGAGUAAGUUUUAGAUUAUAUAUGUUUAAAGACAUAUUUAUUGAACCAAACCCUGUAAAUAACUGUGUUCUCAGAUAUACAGGAGUAAGUCUUCAAAGUCAAGCCGCAUAUGAACUUGCAAGUAAGGGCCUGAUCAGACCAGCGGGGAAAUCUGUACCAUUAAUUUACAACAUUCGUUGUACUCAUUAUAAAGCUCCUGAUUUCACUAUAGAGGUGAACUGUAUCAAUGAAAAUGAACUCUAUCUCAAGCAAGUAGUUCACGACUUAGGGUUAACACUGAAGUCUUGUGCCGUUUGUACUCAACUUCGUCAAACCCGAUAUGGGCACUUCACACUUGAUCAUGCCUUACUGCGGAAACACUGGACCUUAGAACACAUUCUGAACAAUAUCCUGUAUUCUAGAGAGCUUGUUACGCCUGAAAAAAUUACUCCUGCAUCGUCAAAAUUACAGCUAAUUACUGGAAGCAGCCAAGAAUCUCGGUCGGCUGUAGUGAGUUAAUGAUUUGUCUACAAAACCUGAGAAGCUGAAUACUGCUAUACGGUAACUAGUACUAUAUAAAGUAGUAUUUUAGUCAUGUGUUGAACGACGUUAAAAAUUAGAAACUUAACAAUGAUAUGUAACAAUCUAAAGACUAUCAUUAUGCAUUUGUAAUAUACGUAUAGGGAAAAUCAUUCAUUAAAAAUUCCAUACACUUGGCCACUAAUAUAACUUAUGAGUUGUUUUUUUUUAAAG